Messenger RNA from Cyprinus carpio (common carp), 4102 nucleotides. RefSeq names its product NEDD4-binding protein 1-like. Gene Ontology annotation, molecular function: RNA endonuclease activity; mRNA binding. The record is from RefSeq and is a predicted model, not a curated record. Gene Ontology annotation, cellular component: cytoplasmic ribonucleoprotein granule; nucleus. NCBI's taxonomy places the organism in Eukaryota, Metazoa, Chordata, Actinopteri, Cypriniformes, Cyprinidae.
UUUUCAACUAUUAUGUUUUAUUACGUGUUUUUAAUUCGUUUCCGAUCAAAGGUCAUGUGUGUUUCUGCGUUUUAUGGCGGCAGAUGAAUGUGAGCAAACAUUAAAGCGCCUCAGCAGAUCCUCGAUGCGCGUUCUUUGCGUUCGUUACGGUAGAAGAUCAACGCGAAGUUUCCCUUUGGUUUCAUUUUAUCCACAAUCAUCAUUACCAGUCCGAAAUGCGGAGUAACGAGUCUCGCGAAACCACGGAUGAUUUCUAAACCAAGAGAAGCCUUUUAUAACCGAGCAGGACUAAAACUAGACUGAAUCCGGAGUGAAGCAGAAGAGCGUUCAGACUCGCGGUCCGUAUUGUUGAUCGCGAACGCUUCGUAAACACGAAAAAGCGCAGUUUAAAGUUCACGCGAUUAUGUGAGGUGCGUCAUGGCUCUCUCAGGUCUCACUCUGGACGGCUGUGGAUCCCAGCGGAUGGAGCAGCAGGAGGUCGAGGACGAGUUCACCUGUGCAGGUGUGUUGAGGGGGGCGUUGCUGGCGCUGCAGCCCGCCGUCGAGCGAGUCUUUGGGGUGAAGCUGAGUAUCGGAGGAGAGGAUGGUCCGUCUGCGCAGAGCGGUCAGAUCUGGCUGCAGCUGCGGGGGACUGCAGGAGACGUGCAAGCAGCAAAGCUUUUUGUGAAAGGUGUCGUCAAUCAGGAAGCUCAGCAGGAGAUCCAGUUCCCUGAAGUGCUGCACUGUGUCUUCUGUGGUGCUAAAGGGCUGUUUAUGGAUUGCCUGAUUAAAAAUACCUCUGCUCAUGUAGCGGUGGGAUCUCAAGGCAUCGUCCUGAUAACCGGGCUGGCAGAACCUGUGGUGAAAGCCUAUUCCCUUAUUACAGACCUUGUGGAGAAGUACAAGAGCAGCCAGGGACGGCGCUCCGAGACUGGACUCGAAUCUUUGGAGUCGCGUCGGGCCUUCAAAGCCAUCGUGGAGAGUCUGGAGGACCGUCACACCCUGGACCUGCUGGUGUUACCUGUGCUGGUGAAAGAGGUCCUGCUGGAUUUGGUGAAGCAGUCCGGAUUGGACUCGCAUGCAAAACGGGCCCAAGAGGACCCAAUCCCGGUUCAAGUCAACGGAUCAUGGGCGAUGCAAAGACCUGUUGACGAAAUUGUUUUUGGAAGCUCUGGAGGAUCAAAUCGUAACGCAGAGAACUCGCAUUCCCAGCAGCCUCGUCUUUUCCCACAAUCCUCACAUGGAAUUAACAGCACAGAUGUUUUCAGCAGCCAAUCCUACAAACCGUUUUCAACACAAUUUGAGAUCCCAGAGUCUCCAGAACCAGGUUUGCCACAAGAAACCGAAUCCGAGACGCCACCGCAGGACGGCGUCUUGUUGUCCGCGGGGAGCAGAGAAGAUUUUGACCACCUUCUCAAGUUCUUCACUGCCAUGGGAUUUACCGAGGAUGCGGUGCAAGCCGUUCUGACUCGAACCGGCCCCAAAGAAGCCUCGCAGCUUCUGGAUUUGAUCCAGCAGGAGCAGGACAAAACCGGCCAGCGAAACCGCCGCAGCGAGUCCCCGAAUGUGGCAGGAAUUGGUGGAGAAAUGCACGAGGCUCUUCAGAUACUAGAGGAAAGUAAAGGAAAAGAGGAAGACUUUGUCUUGGAUGUGUUGAAGAAGGCUGCAGCCACUUGUGGCUACACCGAGGAGAGAGUAAUGGAAUUGUGCAGCAAUCUACCUGAACUCCAGCCACACGAGCUGCUCAUGCAACUGCAGAAAGAAGGAGAGGCCAACCGGACAAGAGGUGGCAGCAAAAAAGCUGAUCGGAAGAUUGGCCCAAAUUCAAUGGCAGAUCUCGACAUGGGAAGCAGAAAGUCCGAAAUGAGGAAUGCAAAACUAGAUGCAUCCAAACCGGUGAACAUUAGCGGCAGGCCUUCAUCUGUGAGAGGCCCACCGCAGACAACAUACUCCUUUGAAACCUUGGACUCUGACGUGCAACCAACGAUUUCACCCGUCCGGUCGCCUCCACGGACUGUUGGUCAGAACCUGGGUUUCAGUUCGCCAGAUAUCUCCAACCAAUUCGUUGUGCCCAAACCUAACCACAGCAGACCAGGCGGGGCAUCUGUGGUCACAGGGCCUCAGCGGUUCCUUGAGAGCCUCAAGACGCCCUUCAAACUGCAGCUGUCAGACGAGCCUGGUGACCCCAUGCUGCGUCAGAUCAUCAUCGAUGGGAGCAAUGUUGCAAUGAGUCACGGUUUGGGGGUGUUUUUCUCCUGUCGAGGCAUCGCUCUGGCCGUACAGCAGUUUUGGGCAAGAGGUCAUCGUGAAAUCACCGUGUUCGUCCCUCAGUGGAGGCAGAAGAGCAACUCAAAGGUUAAAGAAAGGCAAUACAUGAAUGAACUCUGUGAUCUGGGUUUCCUCAAAUACACUCCAUCCAGAGAGGUCGAGGGCAAGAGAAUCAACUCAUAUGAUGACCGAUUCAUGCUGGAGCUGGCGCAGAAGACGAAUGGAGUGAUUGUGACUAAUGACAACCUGAGAGAUCUGGUGGACGAGUCGCCCGCGUGGAGAGACAUCAUAAAGAAAAGUUUGCUUCAGUACGUGUUUGCCGGCGAUCUCUUCAUGUUACCUGACGAUCCCUUGGGCCGCGGUGGACCUCAUCUGAGAGACUUCCUACAUAAACACCACAGUAGUUUACCUGUUCCCGGCAGUCACUCGUUCGCAGGUGUGUCUGCGUCCUUCCCUCCUCCGUCUGCAGCGCCGCGCGCUCACACCGAAGUGCUGCAGUACCGAGACUGGACCCCGGGGGGUCACGGCAGGGGUCAGGAGGUCAGGGAGAGGACGGCAGAGGAGACGCUGAAGCUGCGGCAGAGUUUAAUGCAGAUGUUUCCAGACCAGGAGAGCGUGAUUAUCAUGAUCCUGCAGUGUCACCCGACCGUCAGAGACAUCAGCCGCCUCGCAGACCUCAUCCUGGAGCAACAGGAAUAAACACCAACAUGACACGCAACAUCUGGACAUACACAGCUGGCUUUGAAUCGUGCUCAAGACAAAACAAAACAAAAUAUUUCCUUACGUUUCCAAAACGGUCUUCUAAUGUGUUUUUUUCAGUUUUAAACAUAAUUUAUAUAUUCAACAAGUGUAAAUGAUGUAUAUACGGUGGCUGAGACGUGCUGCAACAGAAGAAAACACAUGCAAAUAAAAAAAAUCACCAGCAGAUUAAUAAAACAUCUGGAUCAGUUUGACAGCUGCACAUGCUCACAACACAAACUAAUUAAGGAACACGCUGCAGAUACUCACAAUACAAACAAAUAGAAGCACGCUACAAAAGCAGGAACACACUGCUAAUAUAUUCAUAACACAAACAAACAAAAAAAAGUGAUGCAAAUAGCACAGACCGCAAAGGGGACCCCAACAAUGAAAAUCAUAAAAAAUUAACCAUGGUUUAUUAUAGUAAAAGUAGUAACCAUGUAUUGAUUACCAUUUUGAUAACUGUUGUACAAAUACCAUGGUUAAACUAGGUAAGUGUGGUUGAUUUACCAUGGUUUAAAUAUAGAAACCAUUUUUAUAUGCAUUUAUUUUAUUUUAUUAUAAAAUAAAUACAUUUUUAAAAAAAUAUAUAUAUAUUAUUAUAUAUAUUAUAAAUAUAUAUAUAUAUUUGCAGCUCAUUCGUAUUUGUUUGUGUUGUGAGUUUUCUUAUUUUGCAGGUGUUGUUCCUAUUUGCAUGCAGGGUUUUUAUGUUUUUUGCAACGCGUUGAGCUCUCUCUGCUAACGUAUGUUGUAUUAAUUGUAACUUUUUUUUAGACUACAGUUGUGCUUCACAAUGUGCUUUUAGGAGUUCUUCAUUUGAAAAGUUGAUGUUUUGUUGAUACUAUUUAUUUUCACAUGCUACUUUCUUAAUGUAAGGAUAAUGAAAAGAUGACGAGUGUUAGAGACCAAAUCAACCAAAGAAUACGUCUUAAUGAGUUUAGGUUUUCAUGUUUUUCUUUCAGAUUUGCUAUAAUCUGGAAUGUUUACAUUUGGAAUUUUUAUACAGAUCUUCAUUAAUGUGCUCUGUGCCUAUUAAACAGCUACAGUAAUCAGGUUGUCAGUAAUCUCGUGAAAAUGUUUUGCAUUAUCUGAGGCCAUUAAACAUGAGACUGGUUUA